Molecule: messenger RNA, 7839 nt
Organism: Neocloeon triangulifer
Lineage: Eukaryota; Metazoa; Arthropoda; Insecta; Ephemeroptera; Baetidae
Gene: pum
Product: pumilio homolog 2
Exons: 20
Coding region: 320-4066 (1248 amino acids)
Biological process (GO): post-transcriptional regulation of gene expression
Cellular component (GO): cytoplasm; nucleus
Molecular function (GO): mRNA 3'-UTR binding
Source: RefSeq, a predicted model, not a curated record
UUCAAAAACACGAGGAAAAAUGACUGCUGAAGUUUGAAUGGAAUGUACAUAGUGAAGUUGUGAGUGUAAUCAGGAGUCAUCCGCGUUGUAAAUAGUCAUUUUUAACUGUUUUUCGUCCCCUACGUAAUUUUAAAGAACCGCUCUAGCCAUCAGACGCGAUAGUUGGCCCCAAAUUCGGCGCCGUCUCGUGAAAAAAGCAGCCGAAAAUCGAUCGUCGCUGAGCCGCUACCUGCUCGGCCGCACCAUUUUUGCAUCCCGGUUUUUGCGACUUGAGGGUGUUUCCAGUGAUUGACCCUUUGAGCACCCUGCCGAGCAUAGAAUGAAGUGGCUCGGAUCUGAUCCAACGGCUGGCGGAAACGAACACCCAUCUUCUGGAAUCCUGGGAAAUGGUCAUCAAACCUCGCCGGAAAUGCUACGAAAUCCUCAAGGGGUUGUUAUGGAGGCUCAAGGCAGGCCUCAGGUGAGGGGUUCUCAAGAUGACUCUUUCGUGGGAUAUGUUUUCCAACGAGCACAAACAGACCCCGAUUUCCCUCAUUACGCUGCCAUCAAGCAGCCGGCACGCUGGGCACUCGGAGAUGACACCUUUAUCGAUAAUCAUCAUGUAAUCCAUGAUCGGUGGAAGGUUUCUCCUGGUAAAAUGCAGCCCCAAAUGAUGCCUCAGAUUCAACUGGCAAGUGCAUAUGAAAUGCAUCAGGCUGCAGUGCUCAAGCACCAAGAACAAAUGGUCUACAUGAACACAGCAAUGACGACGCCUCCGCCGCAUCCCUCGUUGGUUGGACAACCACACAAUAGGAACGGACAGAUUACUUCAGCGACAAAGAAGCUAUGGGGAAUGGAGGAGCAUCAGAAAGACGACAAAGGUGGCGGUCCAGGUGGCAACAUUUUGCAGCACCUGGGCGACCACCACCAAGUUUGGAGGGAUACCACGUGGAGUAAUGCAGAUCACGCCGUUUCUCAACCAAUCUCGAUGACGCCGAGAAGAGCGGGCAGCUUUCCCGGACCGGACGCAGCCUCGAUUUUGUCCCCCAGAUCCGAGACUGGCGGAUUAGGUGUAAAAAUGGUCGAAUACGUUUUAGGAUCGUCGCCGACGAGCAAAGAACUGGAACCCAGAUUAAGAGUUCUUGGACUGAACGGGUCGGAUGGGAAAAAGGAGCAGGGAGACAAAGCGCCGUCGCCUUUCGAGGCUGCACAAAAGGAUAAUGAGAACGGCCAAAACGGACAGCAAUCGGCCGGACAGAACGGACUGGACGACGACAAGGGAUUCAAUCGAACACCUGGAAGUCGUCAGCCCUCACCUUCGGAGGAACAGUUAGCAGGCGCAGUGAAGCAGGUCAAAAUCGAAGACCAGCAACCCCAUCCACCCCAUGUUGCCAAUCAUCUACCCGCUAAUGUUGUAGUUGUGCCUGUCCCUUCCAAUCCCAAUGUGGUCCCACAAAUGGCGAUGCACCACGCAAUGCACCCAGCCCUUCACCCAGGUCACAACAUGCAUCAUCCGCACCACAUGCAGUCCAUGGACGGCUCUCAAUUCGACCACCACGGCAUGCUCUCUGACCAAAACCAGGGUGUCCAGCAGCAACAGCAGCUGUUCUCCGACCCCAAUGGUCCCAACCAGGGUGGCUACGGCAUGAUCGCCCCUCCGCCUCAACAGCAGCAGCCAAUGGACUCCCCCGGCGUGAUGACUAAUUUCGAUUUGCAGGCUGUGUUCCGUAAUCAACCUCAGACUGCGUCCCAACAGUUGCAGCUGCUGCAACAGCAACAGUACCUCGCCUCCCAACAACAGCAACCGCAAAUAGCCGGACUUGCGCCACCCACUGCCUUCAACGGCGCCGCGUACUUGAUCAACCCCCAAGAUUACGCCACAAUCAUUCCCGGCGCCACCGUGCUGCCCCAGUACUAUGGGGUGCCGUGGCCUGCCCUGCAAGCCUACCCUGCAGGCCUGCUGCAGCCGAACGCUGCGGCCGCCGUCGCCGCCCAGCAGCAACAGAACUCGCAGCAGAGGAGGCCCCUCACGCCCAGCUCUGCCAGCGACGUCAGCAACAGCAGUGGCAGCCUCUCACAGGUGCCUGGUGGGUACCAAAUGAUUCCUGCCUACUACCAUGAAAAUGGAGGCAUUGUCAUGGGCAACAUGCGCGGCCUGGGCAACGCUACCCCCUUGAGACUUGUUAGUCCGGCGCCGGUUCUCGUCAAUCCCGGCUCGGCAGGAAACGGCGUCAGGUUGCUGAACAGCCAACCCCAACCGAUCCAGACCCCUCCGGCCUCGCUCUACUCGGCGACGCAGCCUCCCUCGUUGUACUCCAACACCUCCGGCAGCGGCACCCCCAUUGGUGGAUCGGCCGCAGCCACUCUGACAGGGGUUGGUUUCAACACCCUGGGCUUAACGCAGCAGCAGCAGCAAUCGCAGCAGCAGCAGCAGUCCAGCCAGCAGCAGCAAAGUCAGCAGCAGCAAACUCUGUCCGCUGCUGUUGCUGCUUCCUAUGGGAAUAAUUCUCUCGGUACUAUUGGCUCUCCGGCUGUCUUGGGUUCCCUCGGCUCAGGUCUAGGUCUAGGCUCGGGCAGUUCCGGCCGCCGAGACUCCUUCGACAGAAACACCUCCGCCUUCUCGCCGUCCCUCGACUACGGACGAGGAAAAUGGGCCCAGAACUACGGCGCCCUUGGCACUGUGACCGCUUCGCAAUCUCCGCUGGGACUGACAGGCGGCUCCCUGACGCCGCCGCCCUCCCUCAACCUGGGCGGCACGGCUCUGGGCGCCAUCAUGAACUCGAGUCGCAUCCUUUCGGCCGCUCCAGGGGCCGAGGCGGCCAAGUUCCGCAGCAACCUGGGCCAGCUGCACAACGGCUACAGCAGCGUGACCAACGGCCUGACCAGCAGCGGCGCCACCUCUCCAGGAGGCCUCGGCAUGAGCACCCAGUCCCUGUUCGCCAAGCUGGGCCAGGUGGCCGCCGGGGCGGCCACUGUGUCCAACGGCCUGGACACGAAACCUCCAGGCCGCAGCCGACUCUUGGAGGACUUCCGGAACAACCGCUUCCCGAACCUGAGUCUGCGCGACCUGACGCAGCACAUCGUCGAGUUCUCGCAGGACCAGCACGGCUCGAGGUUCAUCCAGCAGAAGCUGGAGCGCGCCUCAGUCGCUGACAAACAGGCCGUCUUCAACGAGAUCCUGGUGCACGCGCACGCCCUGAUGACCGACGUCUUCGGCAACUACGUCAUCCAGAAGUUCUUCGAGUUCGGCACCCCUGAGCAGAAACAGACCCUGGCGCAGAAGGUGCGCGGCAAUGUGCUCGCCCUGGCCCUCCAGAUGUACGGCUGCCGAGUGAUCCAGAAGGCCCUUGAGACCAUCUCGGCCGAGCAGCAGCACGAAAUUGUCGCCGAACUGGACGGCCACGUGCUCAAGUGCGUCAAGGACCAGAACGGCAACCACGUGGUGCAGAAGUGCAUCGAGUGCGUCGACCCGCACUCCCUCCAGUUCAUCAUCUCUGCCUUCCAAGGACAGGUGUUCUCCCUGUCCACCCAUCCGUACGGUUGCCGAGUGAUCCAGCGCAUCCUGGAGCACUGCACCCAAGAGCAAACAAUGCCCAUUCUGGAUGAGCUUCACUCCCACGUGGAACAACUGAUUCAGGACCAGUACGGAAACUACGUGAUUCAACAUGUGCUUGAGCAUGGAAAGCCUGAGGACAAAGCAAAACUGAUAAAUGCUGUGCGCGGCAAGGUGUUGGUGCUUUCCCAACACAAGUUUGCGUCCAACGUCGUGGAGAAGUGCGUGACCCACGCGUCUCGCCCUGAAAGGUCAUUCCUCAUCGAUGAAGUUUGCAGUUAUGCCGAUAGCAACGCUUUGCAAACAAUGAUGAAGGACCAGUAUGCCAACUACGUGGUCCAGAAGAUGAUCGACGUUGCCGAGCCAGGGCAGCGCAAGACCCUGAUGCACAAGAUUCGUCCCCACCUGAGCUCUCUGCGCAAGUACACGUACGGCAAGCACAUAAUCGCCAAGCUGGAGAAGUACUUUGUCAAGAACCCGACCCCCGAUCUGGGACCCAUCGGACCACCCACCGUCAAUCCGGUCCCACUCUGAAUGUCGCCGUCAAUCGGGUCCGCUUCUGUUUUAAAUUUUGAUUUUGACUAAAUUUUUUUUUACAUCGAGCAACAACAAAAUCACACAAACACCCACAUACACGCGCGCGAACAACAAUUUUUGCUACCCUGCUGCAUUUUCAAAUUGUGAUACGAGCCUCAGGUAUAUUUAGAAUCACGUCUCAUCUGUGGUGUUGAUCAAAAGGGAAGAGAGGACAAAAUAAAUUUUUCACUUCUCGCAAGAACAUUAUUGGAGCAGUGGAGCGGAAGGAAAAAUUUUUGUUCUCCCAGAGGCGUCGCAUUAAAUUACUUUUUGUUAUUAUCGGGUCUAAAAAUUAAUAAAUUCCGAGCAGGGUAACCGUCAGUAAUGCAGAUUAUUUGGAAAAUUCAUGGUUGCGUGUCCAGUUAAUUAAUCAAAAGAAGAGAAGUAUUUUGACUUGGCAACCACCCACAUGAUAACACUCCUUUUGUGUCUUCUGGUAUGUAGGUGUUAAGCAGUUCUUGUGUCGGUGGUUAAUUAGCCAAUCAAACAUACUCACAUACUUGUUGCGUAGAAGAAAGAAAACGACCGUGCUUUCUUGCUCUUGUCUCCACACAGGUGUAAAUAUUUUUAAAUUGAAGACUUGAAAUUUUGGUUCGAGAAUUAUUUUUAUACUUUUUGGUUGCCCACCAAUAAAUUUGUAAUGAAACAAAAAGCUGCGGUCGAUUGAACGAUGAUAAGAAGCUCUCUCAGUUUUUUUCUGGAUUUUUUUCACCAUUGACGACUAUUUUUGGUAUUUUGCAUUUUUUUAUAUACGUGAAAUUUUUAGAAUUUUACUUUAUACGAUUUAUACUAGAUGGUAGUGUGAUGGUACGUUUUAUUUUAAUAUACUUGAGAGGACGCGUAUAUAUGUAGGUAGCAUUACGAUUGGGCGAGAAAUCGAACUUAUCAGGUGGUGGGUAAUAUUUUGACUGCUGCGUAUUAUUAUGAUUACUAUUACGAUUUCAUUGCGUACGAAUAAUAGACAUGAAUUUAUCAUUAACUGUGAAGAUGUGUUUCUCUCACACACACACUCGUAGGUUCCACUGAUUGUGCGUAAAAAAGCUUGAAUUCUGGCAAAGAUGGCAUUGAUUUUGUUUUCGACCCGAAAAGCUCAAGCAUCAUUCUCUCUAAAUAAAUUAAAUGAAACAAGCAAAAGUAUAAAAAAAUCGAGCGCCCAUUCCUUCCUCAUUCGUCGCCGGUGAAUUAAUAAUUAAUUGCAAAAACAAACAAACACGACGCCCCCUGUUUGCAUUUUUAUAAACGCCGCCCUAGCGAUAUAAAUAUUGGAAAAAUUGUAAGAUAAAUGUUGUAAAAUCUUUGUGAAUAGAGCAGAGCCACGAAAGUUUAAAAUCGCGUCCCCCGUUGAUUCCCACCAGCUAUAAAUAAUGUUUGUAAAAUGAACAUAAUAUGAUGGAAAAUAUUUUAUUAUACAAAAGUGGAAGAACUUUUUUAAUUCCGCCUCUAUACACUUACACACUGAAACACCGCAAGUUUUAUACGAAAGUGCGUAAAUAUAAAUGAUGAACUUCCUGUACAGUUUUUAAUUAUCUCGCCUCUGCAUCUCCAUGCCCCUAAUUUUUAUAUAAAUAUGAACAAAAAACGUUGUACAUUUUUUUGACGAAAAGACUUGAAGCGCAUUAAAAACUUAACUAUCAAAAUCUGUGGUGAUGAGAGAGAUUGUAAAUAAAGAAGGAAUUUGAGCAAACAACUGCAGCAAACGAAUGUGAUAUUUCUGCAUUGGUCUUCGAAUGAACGAACAACGGGUGCUCGAAAAUUCACACAUUAAAAAUUCAAUCCAAACAAAAAAUCAUUGCCAUCUGCGUGUGUACGUUUGAUGAAAACAUAAAAAAACAACGUAGAGCUAAUUAAGGAUAAAAGAAAUAGGCGUAUUUAAAAAAACAAAACACACCGUACUGCUUGAUUUUCGAUUUUACUCUUAAUGGUAGGUGUAAUUUUUCACACAAGUGUUAUAAUCGAUCAGUGUUUUCUACUGUAGGAUUAUGAUUAUAAAUUUGUCUCAUCGAGUAUGCUUUAGAUGACGGGAAAAAAAUGAGAAAAUACUUGACACUUUCACACAGCUGCCCAAAAUUUUGGUAAAUAAAUUGGAGUGUAAAAAAAAGAGCGAAAACCACCGCGCUGUCCUCCACAACAGUGGAAGGGGAUUUUUAUUGCCUGAACGACAAAAAAAACUUGUAUAAACAAAAUUCACAAUGAGCUUUCCGAGUAAAUACCACACACCUUAUAACAUUAUUAGAUAAAAAAUGAACAGAUUAUGAGUAUAUAAUUAUUAUAUGAGAAAAAAUUGAAUGUUGUAAUUACUAUAAAUGAUUAUUAUGUCUCUGUGUAAUUUCUGUUAAGUAACAAUUAAUUGUAUCGGAUCAAGUGAUCUCAAAGGGGUUGGUCUCUCGUUCGUGAUGAAAGUGAAAUCAAUUAAAAAGAAACUCCGGCGCCUCGGUCGAGCGCCUUUUCCUGCAGACAAAAUUGCCCAACGUGCCCCGCCCGAAAAUCAUUGUAAUAUUUCAUUCUCAUUGACCUUUGUACUGAGAUUUUUGUAAAUAAAUAGACAUUAUUGUAGAGAAGUAAAAAAAAAAAGAAAAUAAGUAAGCACUUUGGGCUCGACCGUUGGCGCCGGUUUGCAGAUCUAAUGAAAAAUGGCAGUUCCAUACCCCUCACAACACAAACUCUGUAAUUUUGUCCAAAAUCUGAAGCUCGAGAAAGUAUAUAAAAAUAUAAAUUCGAACCCAUUGUGUAAAUCCAAUUCUCCGGCGAUUAUUUCUUUCUCUUAUUAAAUCGGUUUGAUUUAGUUUUUAAUUAAUUAAUUCUCUCUUCAUGUAUGUGAACUUUGAUAAAUAUUUUUUUCAAGCGCAUUCACUUCUGCUGUAUCGAUUAGUGUGUAUUUUUUAAGUAUCAAACGUUUUUUUCUAGCGCGGUAAAUUAUUAUUCUUGAUUUACAUUGUAAUCGAGUUAAUGUGUAAUUAUUAUUAAAUAUCAUACUUUUAGCAUAUAGAGUGUAAUUCUCAAGCGAGACACGUUUCUCUUUUUUUUGUACUUGAAUUUUUUUAAAGAGUUGUUUCUCUGUUUGUUUCACCAAUUACGUUGACGGCCGAUUUUUUUUAACCCCGCUGAUGUGACAGCAAAUCCUUGUUUUUGAUUUGGCAAAAUUUUAUUGAAGACAGCUUGCAUGAGAAUUGAAAUUGAACGAUAAGUGGAAGAAGAAAAAAACGUGAAUAUUUUUCGAACGGCGCCGACGCCGCUGCUUUUUGUAAAUACACAAACACUCGUCGUCACAACAUGCAUCUGGGUAUAAAAAAGUAAAAGGAAAGAAAGUGCAAAAUUUUUAAAAUCAACUCUACGUCACUUUGCAUGUAAGAAAAGAAGAAGUGUGUUCGGCACUCAAAUUCAAUUGUUGCGAUUCACUUCACGCAUCGUGGAAAAUUUAUAUAUAUUUAAAAAGGAUUGUAAGAUAAACGCAAAAAAUUUUAUGAAUUGAAAAAAAGCGCUCUUAAAAAUGCAUCAUCUUUUAUUAGGCUUUAAACGCAUUAUAAUAAUCUAUACCACACACAAAUACACUCACACACUGUCUCUGUUUGGAACACACACUCACACACACACACACACUUGUAGAAAGAAUCUAUUAAAUAAUCAUUCAACACCCCACAAGUCAUGUAUAUGGUGUACAAAGUGUAACAACUUGGAAAACGUAUAAAAAUAUGUAUGAACAACAGUAAUAAAUCGAAAACCUCGAAAAUGAA